Messenger RNA from Paraphaeosphaeria sporulosa, 1792 nucleotides. RefSeq lists its product as uncharacterized. Gene Ontology annotation, molecular function: RNA binding; zinc ion binding. The record is from RefSeq and is a predicted model, not a curated record. Lineage: Eukaryota; Fungi; Ascomycota; Dothideomycetes; Pleosporales; Didymosphaeriaceae. The transcript has a single exon. Gene Ontology annotation, cellular component: spliceosomal complex; nucleus. Gene Ontology annotation, biological process: mRNA splicing, via spliceosome. The coding region runs from base 153 to 1652 and encodes 499 amino acids.
GGAGGCCGGCGGAAGGUUGAUCCGGACUUUUCUGGAGAGUCUUGGGAAGGCGCGACCGAGCGCGUCCAACAUUGCUCAACCGGACGCCGCAGGUCUGCCUCACCUCACCAGCUCCCCGCCUGCACACUCACGUUGCCUAGGCGACCGUAGCCAUGCUUCUCGAAGACCAGCGCAACAUCCACGAGGAGCUCGAGCGCCUCGAGGAUGCCAUCGCGGACCGCCUGCUUGAGGACCCGCCGCAUAUCCGCGAUCGCCUCGCGCGCGACCACGAUGUCGCCCAGUUCCUUCGCCAGAUUGAGGAACGUUCCGGGCGCCUCAUGUCCAUCUACCAAGACGCCGACGGCAAGCUGGACGACGAGGUCCGCAACCUGACUCUUGGUGACCCCAUGGAGUCGUUCGCACGCGAGGUUUCCAACAUCAAGGCAUACCACAGCAAGUACACCAACAUGCCUGUCGAAAACCUCGAAAAAGCCUACAAGCGCCGGUCGCCUGAGGACCACGCCCAUUCCAUCGCCACCAUCGACUCCAUGUUCACGGGCGAGGAAGGUUUCGGUCGCUUCUUCGACCUGACCACGCUGCAUGAACAGUACCUAAACCUUCCUGUUCAGCAGCAAGCGCGCCGCCUGACCUACCUGCAGUAUCUCGAUGUCUUUGACGUCUUCACUCCGCCUCAAGCUACCAUUCGUCGCGACCAGAAGAUGUCUGAGUCGUAUUUCCAGUACUUGAAGGCAUUACAAGAGUAUCUGGAGAGCUUCAUGCGCCGCACAAAGCCGCUUGAGAAUUUGGACAAACUGUUCGCCAACUUCGACAAGGAGUUCGAAGAGAAAUGGGCCGACGACCAGAUUCCAGGCUGGGAGAAGAACCCAACACAGGCCAGCCAGGCAGCCGGAGACGCCAUGGAAGAAGGCAUCUAUUGUUCGGCAUGCAAGAAGGGCUUCGCGAAAGAGUCGGUGUACGAGGCGCAUUUGACCGGCAAGAAACACAAAAAGGCGGCGGCAGAGCUAGAAUCGAGCACGACCGUUGCCACCACCAACGGCCCGGGUGGAGACAUGAAUCGAUUCAAGGAGCGCGCCGUGGCAGAGCGGGAGUUCCGCAUUCGCAGACUUGCUGCUGCGAUGCAGACAGAGCGCGGCGAUACCAAGGUUAACGUCGAGCGAAAGCAAGGCAUGACGGAACGCGAACGGCAGCAAGAGCUGGAACAGCUGUACUCAGAGGCCCCAGAGACGGCGAAUGGUGGCAACGACGAGGAUGACGAUGAAGAUGGCGAGGACAAGAUCUACAAUCCGCUCAAACUCCCGCUCGCCUGGGAUGGCAAGCCUAUUCCAUUCUGGUUGUAUAAACUCCACGGUCUCGGGGUCGAAUUCCCUUGCGAAAUUUGUGGCAACUACGUAUGGAUGGGUAGGCGGGCUUUUGACAAGCACUUCAAUGAACCGCGUCACAUCCACGGUCUGAGGUGUCUCGGCAUCACGAACACGACUCUCUUCCGCGAAAUCACAAGUAUCGACGAGGCGCAGACCCUGUGGAGGAAGAUUCAGCAAGACAAGAAGAAAGAGAAGGCGACUGUGGACAAUGUGGUGCAAAUGGAAGACUCCGAGGGCAACGUCAUGCCUGAGAAGGUGUACAAGGAUCUCGCGGCUCAGGGACUGGUGUGAAGGAUUCACUUGAUAUUCGAAAGAAUCGCCUGCGGAUGACUCGCAUACACAAAAGCCCUGCAGAAGUCCGGGCCAUCAUUGCAGACGGUGAAAUGCCGCCUGUUCCAUACACAAGGCGUGAACUACGGAGUUAUGGCGCA